This is a messenger RNA of Hyla sarda, 1001 nucleotides long. It is a transcript of the gene PSMA3, whose product is annotated as proteasome 20S subunit alpha 3. The transcript has 11 exons. Lineage: Eukaryota; Metazoa; Chordata; Amphibia; Anura; Hylidae. Bases 136 to 903 code for a protein of 255 amino acids. Gene Ontology annotation, cellular component: synapse; proteasome core complex; nucleus. Gene Ontology annotation, biological process: ubiquitin-dependent protein catabolic process. The record is from RefSeq and is a predicted model, not a curated record.
GUCUUUCUAGAGUGAAGCCGCUGAUUGGUCUGUUAGUGAGCAAUCAGGUAGCUGGAUACUGCCUGGUGAGUGUGCGGAGGAAGACUGAAGUGAAAGUGCCGUCUCACCGCCGGAGUCCGCUCAGCACUGUCAGACAUGAGUUCUAUCGGGACCGGGUAUGAUCUGUCGGCUUCUACGUUCUCACCAGAUGGCAGAGUGUUUCAGGUUGAAUAUGCAGCUAAAGCAGUGGAAAACAGUAGCACGGCCAUCGCCAUCAGAUGUAAAGAUGGCGUUGUGUUUGGCGUAGAGAAGCUCGUGUUAUCUAAACUUUAUGAAGAAGGUUCUAACAAGCGCAUCUUCAAUGUGGAUCGGCAUGUUGGCAUGGCUGUCGCUGGACUCUUAGCAGACGCUCGUUCCUUGGCAGACAUUGCUCGAGAGGAAGCUUCUAACUUUAGAUCGAACUAUGGCUAUGACAUUCCAUUAAAGCAUCUUGCAGACAGAGUGGCCAUGUAUGUACAUGCCUAUACAUUAUACAGCGCUGUCAGACCAUUUGGAUGCAGCUUUAUGUUGGGAUCUUACAAUGAAGAUGAUGGGGCUCAGUUGUACAUGGUCGACCCAUCAGGUAUAUCCUAUGGCUAUUGGGGAUGUUCCAUUGGGAAAGCCAAACAGGGAGCCAAGACAGAGAUUGAAAAACUUCAGAUGAAAGACAUGACAUGUCGUGAAGUGGUGAAAGAAGUAGCAAAAAUAAUCUAUAUUGUUCAUGAUGAAGUAAAAGAUAAAGCCUUUGAACUGGAGCUGAGUUGGGUUGGAGAAAUAACCAAUGGAAAACAUGAAGUAGUACCAAAAGAGAUCAGAGAAGAAGCAGAGAAAUACGCGAAGGAAUCUUUAGAAGAGGAGGAUGAUUCUGACGAUGACAACAUGUAAUUUAAUUUCCUUUGUUUCUGCUCGACUACUCCAAUUGCUGUUUUUAUAUGUAUGGACCUGAACGUGUGGCAACUGGCAAUAAAACCACUGUUUACACA